GCCGCUGCCCGGGCUGUGGCCGCGGCCGUGGCCCGGCGGGCUGCGGCGGGCAGCAUGCGGCAGUCCCUGACUCAGCAGCGGCCGGGCGGCAUCGCCCUGCCCGACUCCGUGGGUGAGUGGGGGCCGUAUCGGGACUGGGGCCGGGUCGCCGCGUCGCGCGGCGGGGCGGAGGGCCGCGGGGCCGCGUCUCCGCAGAGCGCGGUGGGGGCUGCGCCGUGCCCGUGCGCUUCGGGCGGUCGGGGCAAAGCCCGGGCACGUCGGGGCGGCACGGCGGUGUGCGCCGUCCCGAACGUGGCGAGCCGUGUAGGGAAGCCCCGCUAACGGCUCGUUUUCGGAGCGCCCGUGGCCGCCGUGCGAAGAGGGCGUUGCGGAGGUCUGAGAUGAGAACGACCGCUUUGAAGCCGGCGCGCGUUCCGAGCGCCGUUUCGGCGAGAGGAGCCGGAGCGGUGUGCGCGGCACCGAUGGCGUGACACCGUUGUGGCGGCCGGGCACGGCGCUGCGUGUGCGCGCAGCCCGCACUGCCCGCCUCGGGGCACCGGGCACGGGGCUGCGCUGCGCGGCUGCGCCGGCCGGGUCGGGGGGCGGGUCGGUGUUCUGGAUGUGCCAAAGCGCUUCAUCGACGGACGUGCGGCCAAACAUCUCCUCGGAGGGAGAAGCGGCGGGACUGAUGGCCCAGAACGGACCCGGAGUUCGGUGGUCACGCUGUCUCUGUGCUUCCGCGUUAAAGGACUACGGUUGUUUCUAUUUGCACCUGGAGUGAAAGCACUAACGUUUGUUUUUGCAAUAAGGAAUGUUCAGAAGCUGUCAGAAUUGCUUCGAUAGGAGACCUUUUGUUUCACCUCACUGCACGUUUAUGUGUCUCAGCUGUGAGCUUGGUUUUGGGUCAUUCCUUGGAAUAAUUGGAUCAAACUUGAUAGAAAACAAAAGGCAAAUGCUGGUUGCAUCGAUCGUCUUCAUCAGCUUUGGCGUCAUUGCUGCAUUCUGCUGUGCCAUAGUAGAUGGUGUCUUUGCUGCCAGACACAUAGACCUGCGGCCGCUGUAUGCGGGACGAUGCCAGUACUAUUCCAAGAGCACCACACCACCAGAGGCAGUCUGUCACCCACAACGUCGUGCACCGUGCACACCAAAAAUAAAAACCAACACCUGCUUCUGCUGUGACCUGUACAACUGUGGAAACAGAGUAGAGAUUUCUGGAGGAUACUAUGAAUACAUUGAUGUCAGCAGCUGCCAGGACAUCAUCCACCUUUACCACUUGCUUUGGUCAGCAACAAUUUUGAACAUAGUGGGGCUAUUCCUGGGGAUCAUUACAGCAGCGAUACUUGGAGGUUUUAAAGACAUGACUCCUUCCCUCCCUACGCUGAACUGCACGGUUGAAAAUGCACACCCUACAGUGUCCUAUUACUCAAGGCCACAGGUGACAUCUUACAACACCUACUACCACAGCACUCCUCACCUGCCUCCCUACUCUGCAUAUGACUUUCAGCAUUCCAGCGUGUUCCCGGCCUCCACUCCCUCUGGCCUCUCGGAUGACCCGCAGUCAGUGUCACCAUCUCCCAGCUACAUGUGGUCCUCCAACGCUCCUCCUCGGUACUCACCACCGUAUUUUCCACCUUUUGAAAAGCCACCACCUUAUACACCGUAAAGAACGAGGGGAAAGAAGAACUAAAUACUUGCCACUGAAAUGAUUGUGAACAUUUUGUGUUUAUAUCUUACUGUGGGAGGAAGGGGGGGAAUAGAUACAGAAGAUAAUUGCAAACAUGAAUACUUGAUUGGACGGUUCGUUCUUGCGAGACUUAUCUCAGAGGUUUAACAGUGGGGUGCAAGGAGGGGGACGUGCUGCUGAUGUUUUGCAGGGCACCUGAAUUCCAACUCCUCAUUUUACAGUGAGGGUCACGGAGUCCUUGGUUUUUAAUGAAGUGAUACAACGCAGACAAUAGAUUCUGGUCUGCCUUACUCCAUCUUGAGCCAAGCUGAAGUAAGGGUAGCCAGGAUCCACAGCUGCCCAGGAGUAUCAUUUUGCCCGAGGUGAGGGUGCUUGCAGACAGCUCAACCUGAUGCUUGUUUUGUUUGGCUGUUGGCCGCCAGUUUUGGGGGAUUUUGUGGGGCUGCAAAGCUUGGCUCACAUCACUUGUUGGUUACAGUCUAUGGGAUGGAAACCCUAGUGAGGAGCCAGGAUGAUGUCUUUAAAAUAAUAAAUAGAGGUAACUUCAUAGGGUGUUUUCUUAUGUGUCUAGCAGAGUAAUGGGAAUCUAUUUAUUUAUUUAUUUAUUAGGGGAAAAGCUUUAAUAAGCUCUAUUAGCUGAUUUAUUUUGGGACAUUUCUUUAGAUAGAAGGUGAAAUGCAGUUGUCUGUCUUCCGAAUUCUAUGUCACGAUGCUGAAGUCAAACCAUCUGGGUGGCUGCACUGCCUAAAUCUUCAGAAACUGCUCACAAGUCACUGAAACAGUGCACUGGAAACACUUUCUUUUUCCUUCUGCUUGGUUAGGAUUUUGUUUUAAGCUUGUACUUUUACCUUUUCUAACGGGUUGAAUCAGCACCUUGAAUAAGCAGCAUCUUAGUAGCUGUGUUAUGGGCUGCACAUACAGGAUUUCCACUAGUUCUCCAAGAUGUAAGUCUCACAUGGAUAAAAUUCAACACCGUGUAAUAUAGGAUGAAGCUGAUAGGAAUUUGCAAUUAUCGUUGUGACUUUCAUUUAAUCUUCAGCUGAUGACUGUGCUGAUUGAUCUAGAUUCCAACAGAUUUUGCAUGCGUCCUGCAUAACAAAAGAAGGUCAGCUUUGUUACGUGUCACAGUGUCCUGUAAAGUGUGGUUCUACUCCAGUAAGUGACCUCAGAUGACGGCUUUUAGAUCUGAGCCGCUCAGCCUGAGCAUUCCCAAUUGCUUGCUUCAGAGAGAAAAAGUAAGGUAUUGCCAUUUUAUUCCUUAUUCCCUAAAGAUGGACCUUCCUUUGCAUUGGAUUGCUGGCCCUAAUCCCAAAUUGCCUACAUUUACAUUCAGCUCUGGUGCAGACGAGAAGAUACCCAACAGCUCAAUCUGGUGUGCAGAAUAUAAAAUUGGUCCACGUGCCAGGGAAAAAAUCAACAGCUGCACAUUAACCUGUGGCCUCUACUUUUAAUCUUAAAAAAAAUGAAAUGCUGUCAAAAUGGAAAAUGAAUGCUGAAGUCCCUGAUCUCACUUUUCAAAGUACACCACACUUUAUAAUGCUGUUUUCAAUACUAUGCAUUUGCGAAGCCUUUAAAGCUAGGCUGCGUGUUAACCUCCCCAUUCCACUGUCCACUGCUAGUCAGUAUGUUAGCCAGCUCAAGGAUGGCGCUGUUUCUCCGGAAACAAAUGCUUUUCUCCAGCAACAAGUGAAGAGAGUAGCUGGGGAAAGGAGUACAAUCACGGGAUUUAAAGCAGUAGUGUGUGCAGAACACGUCCUGGUGGCGUUCUGCUUUACUGCGGAUAGUUCAAGUGCAGCUCUUGGAAAUCUGCAUACUGAAAAAUGAGAACCUCAUCCAUUUUAUAUGACAUUUUUUCUGAAUGAAAUCUUGUUAAAGAGAUUGUGUACAAUUUCAAAUCUACUCACUGGAAUUUGAAGGCCACAUUCACUUAAAUCAGAAAGUUUGGUAUUGCUGCAUCUUUGAAAUUAGAGGUCCCAGUCCUGUCCCAGCACCAACAAACACACGAUACCAUUUGUGCCUGUCUACUGAGCAGGGCUUGGUGGGCCGGGGCACCGCAGGGCAGGACAGAGGCAGUUCUGGACGUGAACAGAACUGAAUGGCAGAGCAACAAUAAGGAAACAAUUGUCAUCGGGUUUGACUUGACAGAAACACUAAACUUAGGAAGUUAUCAAUCACAACUCUUGUUUUCUAAGGAAUAUCAAGGCAAAAAUUACAUUGCUGCUUUAAAUUCACUGUAAUACGAUGAGGCCGUUGUCACAUUUAAAAAAUUACCUGUUUGAUUUUUCUGUUGAAUUACGUGUUUCCUUCUGCUCAAGUAAAAUAAGUGUUUCAUGUGAAUGCAACCUUCUGCACUGUGGUCAUCAUUUCUUACAGGAAUGUAGAACUGUGAACCAUCUGUACCCUUUUAUUACUUUACCAAGGUCAAAUAAACUGGUGUGACUUUUGUAAGCGUU
This is a messenger RNA of Gallus gallus (chicken), 4116 nucleotides long. It is a transcript of the gene TMEM255A, whose product is annotated as transmembrane protein 255A. The transcript has 8 exons. The record is from RefSeq and is a predicted model, not a curated record. The coding region runs from base 791 to 1642 and encodes 283 amino acids. Lineage: Eukaryota; Metazoa; Chordata; Aves; Galliformes; Phasianidae.